Molecule: messenger RNA, 1954 nt
Organism: Impatiens glandulifera
Lineage: Eukaryota; Viridiplantae; Streptophyta; Magnoliopsida; Ericales; Balsaminaceae
Product: receptor-like cytosolic serine/threonine-protein kinase RBK2
Exons: 8
Coding region: 336-1700 (454 amino acids)
Biological process (GO): protein phosphorylation
Molecular function (GO): ATP binding; protein kinase activity
Source: RefSeq, a predicted model, not a curated record
CGGAGCAGCCAUUACAGAAAGAAGGAAAAUAAGGAUAAGUUUCUUUGAAGAGACAGAAAGGGGGCAAAAAGAGAUGAACUUCACUGUUCGGAAAUCUCGAGGGAGAGAGAAAAAAGCUACUCGUCCCUUUUGGCUGCCAAAUUGAAAGAAAGACGUUAUAAAGUUGGUUCCUUUGCUGAAACAGAGGUUUGCUUUCUCUCUCUUUCUUCCUCGAUUUGUGGGUUCUUCUCUAAGUGCAGUCGCUUUACAAGGGCAGUGGCUUUGAGGGGAGAUCUCCGACAAAGUCCAUUUCUUCUUUACUUGGACGUAGGCAUAAUACUACCUCUUGUUGCGUUAUGGGGGAGGAGAAGGAAACUGUAUAUUCACCUGUUGGAGUUCUAGAAUACUAUUUGAGGACAGCAGAAUCAGAAACCAUCUCUUCCAUGGCCAGCACCUCGGAAACUGAUGGUUUAAAGAGUUCUAAAUUCGGUUCUAAAUGGCGCGAUCUAGUUCAGCAAUUCAAGAGCAAAUCCAAGAAACCAAUUGGCAAUCUCCAUCCUCUUAGCGUUAUGAAAUUUUCCAAGAGAUUGAGUAGUAGCAUGAGGGAGCAUAUCGGCUUCAUGAUUAACCCUUUUGAAUGCAGAGAUUCAAGUAGUCUGAAACCCCGGUGUAGAAACUUCACAAUCCAUGAGCUUCAAAACGCCACAAACUCUUUCAACCGUGAGAAUUUGAUCGGAAGAGGGGGUUAUGCUGAAGUUUUUCGUGGCCAAUUGAGAGAUGGGCAGCUAGUUGCCAUAAAGCGACUGAUUAAGGGUCAUUCGGAUGAGAGAAUCGCUGAUUUCCUUUCGGAGCUGGGAGUUAUGGCCCAUGUUGACCAUCCCAAUACAGCUAAGUUGAUCGGUUAUGGAAUUGAAGGAGGAAUGCACCUUGUUCUUGAGCUAUCCCCUCAUGGAAGCUUAGCUUCUCUUCUUCAUGGUGCUAAGGAGAAGCUAAACUGGAGUGUUAGGUAUAAAAUAGCAGUUGGAACAGCUGAAGGAUUGCUAUAUCUUCACGAGGGUUGUCCUAGAAGAAUCAUUCACAGAGAUAUCAAGGCCUCUAAUAUAUUACUUUCUCAAGAUUUCGAACCUCGGAUAUGUGACUAUGGGCUCUCAAAAUGGCUUCCAGAGAAAUGGACACAUCACAUUGUGCCAAAAUUCGAAGGCACCUUUGGAUAUCUUGCUCCUGAAUACUUGAUGCACGGAAUAGUGGACGAGAAGACAGAUGUUUAUGCAUUUGGAGUACUACUUUUAGAACUCGUGAGUGGUCGCCGUGCUCUUGACUAUUCAAAGGAAACUCUUGUUGUUUGGUCAAAGCAGUUAAUCAAGAAGAACAACAUAAGAGAACUGGUUGAUCCUAGUCUUGAAGACGAUUACAAACAAGUGCAGUUGAACCUCAUGGUUUUGACUGCCUUUAUAUGCAUCCAACAAUCUUCAAUUCGACGCCCUCAAAUGAAACAGGUAGUACAACUUCUGAAAGGAAACCGUGAAAGCUUAGAAAUGGUUAAGAAAUGCUACAAGACAUCAUUUUGGAAAAGAUACCGUUUAGUGGAUGCUCUUAAUGACAAUGAAACAAGGAGCAGCAGCAGGGAGGAGGAUGACUUGUCUCAUCUUCUUCCUUCAAUCCAAAACUUGCUCUCUGUCGGAGUCUUGGGAGGGAAAGAGCUUCGCCAAUUUUUCGUGUGAUUAAACUAGGAAUCAAUCUUUGAGCAAUGAAGAGUUUAGUGUAGUCAGUAGUUUGUAUCUUUUUUUCUUUUUCUUUUUCUUUACAUAUGUAAGUUUUUCAAUUUUUCUUGGAUGAAGAAGACAAAUAGAAAGAGAGUAAUCUAAGUGUUUAUUGUAGGAAAUUUACAUGUCACACAAAUAUUGUAUUAUGAUGAUUUAAGGAUUACAAGUACUCAAGGAUAUUAAUAUUGGUUUCACUAUACUGAUUUAUUUUU